AUGGCACGGAAAUUGCCCGACUCCUACGCAUCCCCAGACAUUACACUCGUCAACCUCACACAUCUUCUUGCUCGCCUCGAAAACAACCUCAUAUCUCCAUCUGCAGAUCUCAAACUCGUACAUCGAUCUCCCUACCAUCGAGCUAGAGUUGGCGCUAAUAUCGAGUACUCGCGGACCCUGCUCAUGAAACUCGAACUCUCCCUUCCAAACAUCAAAAUCCAAGCUCGCAAACUCUCUCUCCAAACAAACCUUGCCCAUAAGCGACAACAAAUUAAGGCCCUUAAAGCCCGGCUAGAUGAAAUCACAGCCAUAGCCGAAGCGGAGCCAGAUACUCAGACAUUCUCGUCGGACAAUGAAGAAGAUUUACUACCAACACCAAGCGAUAGCACACCAGAAACCACAUCUCCGCCGCCGCCAAAAUACUACCCAAGAAGGUAG
Molecule: messenger RNA, 438 nt
Organism: Histoplasma mississippiense
Lineage: Eukaryota; Fungi; Ascomycota; Eurotiomycetes; Onygenales; Ajellomycetaceae
Exons: 3
Coding region: 1-438 (145 amino acids)
Source: RefSeq, a predicted model, not a curated record